Molecule: messenger RNA, 828 nt
Organism: Thrips palmi
Lineage: Eukaryota; Metazoa; Arthropoda; Insecta; Thysanoptera; Thripidae
Gene: Membrin
Product: Golgi SNAP receptor complex member 2
Exons: 4
Coding region: 149-793 (214 amino acids)
Biological process (GO): vesicle fusion; vesicle-mediated transport
Cellular component (GO): late endosome membrane; SNARE complex; ER to Golgi transport vesicle membrane
Molecular function (GO): SNAP receptor activity; SNARE binding
Source: RefSeq, a predicted model, not a curated record
GGCGCAGCGCUAGCUGACGACGCGAGUGACGCCUGACGUGUCGGUUGUCGUCUUGUUUGACAAUUGGGUGUUGGAGUUUCUUUGAUGCAUUCGCACUAGUCUGGACUGGCAUGCGUAAUUGACGCUUGGAUUCGCUUUAAACGGGAAAAUGGAGUCACUUUACCAUCAGACCAACAUUCUCAUUCAAGAAACCCAAUCUUGUUUCGAGAGGUUAAAUAAGGCUGGUGGUGCAAAUGCCGAAGCUCUGGAGAAAGAAAUCCAACAGAGGAUUGGCACUGUAACGAGUAAUUGUGAACGACUCGAUGCUCUUGCAUUCAAAGAGCCAGUGUCGAGAAGGCAGAGUGCCAAGACAAGAGUUGACCAACUUAAGUAUGAUAACCACCACUUACAGGCUGCUCUUCGUAUGUACCAACAUCGUCAAUCUCAGCUUAGAAGAGAAGAGUCUGAAAGAGAGGAACUUUUAAGCCGAAGGUUCACUCAUAAUUCAGCAGAUGCAGACACAGUCAUCUUCAUAGACCAUUCUAUUCAGCACCAAACUGCCUUAAACAAUGCAAAUCGGGGGAUGGAUGAUAUGCUGCGGUCUGGUGCUGGGAUCUUGGAGAGCCUCCGUGACCAAAGAACCACAUUGAAGAACGCUCAAAGGCGCAUAAUAGACAUAGCCAAUACUUUAGGAUUGUCUAACACCACAAUGCGUCUGAUAGAGAAGCGGGCCCGUGAAGAUAAAUUUGUAUUACUUGGCGGAAUAUUUGUUACCCUUGUUGUUAUAUUAUUAGUUAUUAUUUAUUUAACCUGAUUUUGUCUGUUCAAAGUACAGAUUUGUUAAAUCAA